CUCCUUUGAAAUUGUCAAGAAACCGCUUUGAUCAGACCAGACCAAAAAAACCAAACCACCAUGAAUUCUCUCUCUGCAAAAGCUUCAUCUUGUCUGAAAACCUGCAAAUAAUUCAUCAUCAAUUCUCUCUCCAAUUCUUUCUAUCAUCAUCAUCAUCAACCAUGGCUGCAAAAGUUCAUCCUUGGCUACCACUCUUCUUUUUCCUCACCCUUCUUUCCCAAUCUUCAUCUUCACCUCAAAAUAUCCAAACUUUUUACCCAUUCCCACUUACUCCUCCCCCACCAUCGCCGCCGCCACCAUCCCCUCCUCCUCCGCCGCCGCCGCCAACGCCAGUAUUCAUUCCAUUACUACCUCCCCCACCACAACCGGCGAAUAAUCCUCCAUCUUCAUCAACGAAAGGAAAAGUUGCGAAAGCUGUGGUGGCAACAGCUGCAGGGACUGUUUUUGUAUCGGCUCUGUUUUUCUUUUUGUUAGUAAGAUAUACAAAUAAGAAGAAAGACAAGACUGUUAAACCUAAUCCUUAUUCUGAUCCUUAUCCGGAUAUUCGACGAGAGCCGAGGGAAGACUUUGCUAGAUUCAAUAGUAGAGUUAAAGGUGUAAUUGUUGAUGAAGAUGGAUUGGAUGUUCUUUAUUGGAAGAGAUUAGAAGGGGGUGAACAAGUUAAGACUACUUUUAACAAACCAUUUAUGGUCAAUAAUUUUGUUAAAGAUGAAGAAAAACGUCAAAGUAAGAAAAAUGGUUAUCUUCCCAUUCAUGAAAGACCUUUACUUCGUGGAAUGUCGUCCUCUUCCCAUUUGCCCGAUGACCCAGAUGAGGAAGUUGCAUUGCCACCGCCGCCGCCGCCGCCACAGCCGCCAAUUCGCUCUACGUCUGAGAUUUCUUUGUCGGCGAUGGUGGUGAAAGAGUCGUCUCCGCCGCCACCUCCGCCGCCGCCGCAAAUCCUGUCAGCUCCACCGCCUCCGCCGCCGAAGCCUCCGUUAGCUAUUCAAGAAAAAUCCCAGUUCUCGGCUAUACCCAAAGAGGCUCCUCAGCCAGCGCCUCUGCCUCCUUCUAUACCCAAAACCUCGGUUCCUCCUCCGCCGCCGCCACGUUCAAAGCCUCCUGUUUCUAAGCCGCCGCCGCCACCUCUGCCUGGUUCUAAACCGCCGCCGCCACCUCCGAGAAGUGCGGCGGCGCAGGCUUCAUCUUCUUCUUCAGGGACAGCGAUUGAUUCAAAUGGGCAGGUGAAAAUGAAACCCUUACACUGGGAUAAGGUUAAUCCAACAAAUGAAGAACAUUCAAUGGUUUGGCAUGGACUCCAAAAAGGAUCAUUCAAAGUCGAUGAUGAUCUAAUGGAAGCACUAUUUGGGUAUGUAGCAACAAAUCGCAAAUCGCCCAAACGCGGCGAAUCUUCAUCAUCCAUCGAAAAAUCAAACCAAUCCUCACAGAUAUUCAUUCUCGAUCCCAGAAAAUCCCAAAACAUCGCCAUUGUCGUCCGAUCAUUAGGCAUAUCAAAACGAGAACUCGUCGAUUCAAUCAUAGACGGACACGGCCUAAACGUCGAAACCCUAGAACGUCUUACAAGAAUCGCACCUACCCACGAAGAAGAAACAGCAAUUCUUCAAUUUAACGGUGACCCAGAAAAACUAGCAGACGCAGAAUCAUUCCUAUACCAUCUUCUCAAAUCAAUCCCGACCGCUUUCCCCCGUCUGAACGCGAUGCUCUUCCGGUCAAAUUACGUGCCUGAAACUCUGUUCUUGAAGGAAUCACUUCAAACGCUAGAGAAAGCUUGUAAAGAACUAAGAACUCGUGGGCUUUUCCUGAAACUUCUAGAAGCAAUUCUCAAAGCAGGAAAUCGGAUGAACGCAGGAACAACAAGAGGAAACGCUCAAGCGUUCAAUCUUUCAGCUCUUAGAAAACUUUCAGAUGUUAAAAGCAUUGAUGGGAAAACAACCCUUCUUUAUUUCGUCGUUGAAGAAGUAGUUCGUGCAGAAGGAAAACGUUGUCUUAUCAAUAAAUCUCGAAGCAUAAGCCGAACCAAUAGCCAAAGCAGUCAGAAUUCAAACAUUUCAACAACAUCGAAUCAAGACAAAGAGAAAGAAUACAUAAUGUUAGGCCUUCCUGUCGUUGGAGGCCUAAGCUCUGAAUUCGGAACUGUAAAAAAAUCAGCAACUAUGGAUUACGACACAUUAUCCAAAACAUACCCGUCUCUAAUCACCAGACUCAACGAAAUUCAACAGAUUCUCGAUAAGAUCAAGAAAAGUGGAGGAGAUGAAGGGGUGGGAUUCGCGAAAGAGAUGAAGAGUUUCCUUGAAUUAGCAGGGGAAGAAUUAAGAGUUUUGAAGGAAGAAGAAGAGAAAGUAAUGGAACUUGUGAAGAAAACAACUGAUUAUUACCAAACGGGUAAUUCAAAGGAGAGUGAAGCGAAUCCACUUCAUUUAUUUGUGAUAAUCAAAGAUUUCUUGGGUAUGGUUGAUCAAACAUGCAUUGAAAUCGCGAGGAAUAUGCAGAAGAGGAGAAGUGUUGGUUCGAACGAUGGUGCUGGUGGUGGUUUGUCGACAUCGAAGUCUCCUGUUGUGGAUGUUGUGGAUAGACGGUCGGUUAGAUUUCCAAAAUUGCCACCAAACUUUAUGUCGGAAAAGUCUAAUGGCAGCGACGAUGGCUCAAGUGAAUCAGACGAUGACAACGACGAACAUCCUUGAUAUUCUACCGGUAGAUAAAUGGGAUUCGUUGUACAUAAUAAUUGAAUAUAGAUGAAGGUACAGAACAGGAACAAAGGAAAUGUGAUUCUUUCCAUAAACAGAAAACAAAAAAAAACAAUUUUCAUUGUCACAAGAUCAUGUCGAUUGAUAGGAGAUUUCAUUAAACAGAGAAAUGAAUCGGUUUGUUUAUUUUUGUUCAAUUUGAUUAUAUAUUAUUAUGUGUAUUUUAUAACUAGGGUUAUUGUAAUUGAUUC
This is a messenger RNA of Impatiens glandulifera, 2935 nucleotides long. RefSeq names its product formin-like protein 4. NCBI's taxonomy places the organism in Eukaryota, Viridiplantae, Streptophyta, Magnoliopsida, Ericales, Balsaminaceae. The record is from RefSeq and is a predicted model, not a curated record. Gene Ontology annotation, molecular function: actin filament binding. Gene Ontology annotation, biological process: actin cytoskeleton organization; actin nucleation. The transcript has 2 exons. Bases 162 to 2681 code for a protein of 839 amino acids.